AUGGACAGAGAGGUGAGUGAGUUAGUGGUGUUGCAGCUGAUACACACGUUAAUUUCGAACAAGAACGAAGAACUGGUCAGGAAUGGGGGAGGAAUCAACAUGAUCGGUAACAAUCUCCGAAUAUCACUAGUCAAGUUAACUAACGAAAUACAGAACAAUAUGCUAAUCAACGAGCUGACGAAUUUAAGGAGACAAGGCACUAUGGUAAAUGGAAACGGAAAACUUGGCAUUAACGAUAUCCUGACCAUCGUUAAGGGCUUAUUUCCCGAUUAUAGAACAACACUAAAUGAUGGGCAACUGAGUCUACAUGGUUUAGAGAUGCAUGACAUCGAAAAGCUACUUGUAGAAAAGUGCGACCGAUUCAAGAAAACGCAAAUUGAACAAAUAAGGACGAUGGAGGACGAGAUAUUGAAGAAUGGUAUAAAGAUGGGGGUAUCGCAACCACAAUCGCAACCGCAACAGCAUGUACAAUCGGCCAAAAGUGGAUCUAGUGGCAUAGGUACAACCACUACCACGACUACAACACAUGGCGUACAUAACAUGGACCCAAAGAGAGAAAAACUAUUGAAAUUAUACAGAGACACGGUUCUGAAUAAACUAGAGAGCAAGACUGGGAAUUUUCGGAAGUUAUUCAAGAGCCCCAACAAUAGGAUUAUUAAAAAUGAGAUAAAUUACGCAGACCUAAAGAAUGAAACACCCGGCAGUGUUCACGAACUGCAACUGAUUUUGCAGAAGAGCAUAACCGACGGUGUGAUGCGAGAGGCCAUUGGCACGGAUGAUUGGAAAUUGGCCAGACAAGUGCAGUUGGAACUAGACGACACAGUCCAAUUCAUGAGAAGAGCAUUAGAAUAG
Messenger RNA from Saccharomyces mikatae IFO 1815, 852 nucleotides. RefSeq names its product Eaf5p (gene EAF5). NCBI's taxonomy places the organism in Eukaryota, Fungi, Ascomycota, Saccharomycetes, Saccharomycetales, Saccharomycetaceae. Bases 1 to 852 code for a protein of 283 amino acids. The record is from RefSeq and is a predicted model, not a curated record. The transcript has a single exon.